Cinclus cinclus is the source of this 492-nucleotide messenger RNA. RefSeq names its product caveolin 2 (gene CAV2). Gene Ontology annotation, biological process: insulin receptor signaling pathway; negative regulation of endothelial cell proliferation; caveola assembly. Gene Ontology annotation, molecular function: protein kinase binding; molecular adaptor activity. The record is from RefSeq and is a predicted model, not a curated record. The transcript has 3 exons. Lineage: Eukaryota; Metazoa; Chordata; Aves; Passeriformes; Cinclidae. Bases 1 to 492 code for a protein of 163 amino acids. Gene Ontology annotation, cellular component: Golgi apparatus; perinuclear region of cytoplasm; caveola.
AUGGGGCUGGAGACGGAGAAGGUGGACACCCGCAUCUUCAUGGACGACGACGACAACUUCCCGCGGAGCGGCGGCCCCGCGCUGUCGGAGGCGGAGAAGUGCGCGGAGGACGAGCUGGACCGCGACCCCCACGGGCUGAACUCCCACCUGCAGCUGGGGUUCGAGGAUGUGAUCGCGGAGCCCGAGCUCACCCACUCCUUCGACAAGGUCUGGAUCUGCAGCCACGCUCUGUUUGAGCUCAGCAAGUACGUGAUCUACAAGGUCCUGACUCUGGUCCUCGCCAUACCCCUGGCCCUGGUUGUGGGGAUCGUCUUCGCCACGCUCAGCUGUCUCCACAUCUGGGUUGUGGUGCCUUUUGUGAAAACCUGUCUCAUGGUGCUGCCUUCAGUGCAAACUGUGUGGAAGAGCCUGACAGAUGUUUUUGUUGUGCCGUUCUUUCAGAGCCUAGGCCGGUGCUUUGCCCUAGUUAAUAUACGCCUGGACCAAGAGUAA